CACACACCGCAGAGUACUACUGUGCUGUAGGAGCAAGGCGACUGCUGUCGAUCGACCUGCAGCAGCCGAAGCAUGUUGGUGAAUUGCGCCGACAAUAUGUGCCUCAUCAGGAGGCGGAUAUAUUGAGACUAUUAGCUGCUUCCAGCUUCGUUCAACAAUACUGACUGCAACUCUUUGCGUUUGUUGACGUUUUUGAAACGAACCGUCUUCGUCUUGCCGGAACAGACCAUCCGGGCUCCAGCGUGUCUCGUGUCGUGUCCCAACACCGCGGGGUAUCACCCCUUGCGUCGCGUUCUGAGGCGGGCAGCAUAAGCGGUGUGUGGUCCUGGGGGCUCGUUUGGCCUGGAAUCGAGGCGAAACGAGCAGGUCACAUCAAUCACGAUUUGUUGCAGCUUGGAUACGUCAUCAUCAUCCUGUUGCGCAUGCAGAGGGUGCGGAGAAUCUUCUCCGUCUCUGCCGCAUUCAAGAGCUGGCAGUGAGGCCAGACUACUGCUGUUCUCCGUUGGCAAGCUGAAGUGGUGCUGGGCUGGACUUUUACUGCACGAUGUAGGUCGCUUUGGCUAUUUCCCCGACACCUCCACAGUACCCAGAUUCAACAUGGCGAUGAAGAGGACCUCAAGGGACACCCAGAAUGACGAGGACACGGGGGGCAACUGAGGGCCCAGUUCAGGCCUUGCCGUCGGUGCAGGAUCCAACCGGCCGAAUUCGCACGAAAAACCCUAAUACCAUCACGGCGAGGCAGUGGAAAUGUUUUUUGCCUGUACAAUGUUGGUGCAAGUAGAAUGUCAUGAACCAUUGCGUAACCUUUUUAGAGUUGGGUGUUUGCCGAGUCAAUAUUGGUCCCAACCGUUGACUUUCGUCGUUGCUUCUUUGCAUAAUAGCUGUGAGGAGCCUCCCUCUCCAUUUUUUUUUCAUGUCGGCCUCCUCGCGGAGCACCCUGCGUGUGUGGUUCUAAAAUAUGGGUAUAUAUAUGUGGCAUUGGUGACCGAUACCUGCAUGUCGUGAAGGCGGUGGAGGCAGUCCUGAAGAACGCCCAGGCCACCGCUCUCUAAGUCUCGCCUUCACGUUUUGUCGUGAAUAUCCUAAGUGCCGUGGUUUCGCCCGGGCGCGCCAGAGUUGUUGGGGGAGUACAGACGUAGGACGCCUCGGCUCAGUGCCUGCGUGAUUUCGGAAAUAAGUAUAUUUUGUGUGUGUGUCGUUCCGUUUAGUCUGGAUUGUAGCCGACAGGGGCAUGCUGUAAAGAAGAUCUUCGCUUGUAUUGUCACCUAUCCUUCGCCGAUGCUCGCCCUUAACUUCUGUUGCGAGAGGGAUUCAGUCGUGGCUUUGCCCCUCGUUGACCCUGGAGCUGAAAUUUAUUGCGUACGCCACAUUUGCUUUCUACGCAUUGCAUUGGGCAUGUAGCGGGAGAAACUCCCAGUUCAUGGGACUGCGCCAACUUUCGAAUCCACGCCCCAAAGGUUAGACGGUUUUUUCCAACUGAACCAGUGGGCUGCUGCUGUGCGUUGUCUUAUUUUGGUUUGUGGGCGAAAUGAUGGUUGUUUCCCGUCCAUACCGGUGGAAAAAGAAAACGGUACUGGGGUCACCUGUCUCGGGGGCUGCCGACAACCCUGAAUGGAUCUCUG
Molecule: messenger RNA, 1622 nt
Organism: Ectocarpus sp. CCAP 1310/34
Lineage: Eukaryota; Phaeophyceae; Ectocarpales; Ectocarpaceae
Source: the annotation of a GenBank genome assembly